Messenger RNA from Cannabis sativa, 2347 nucleotides. RefSeq names its product nicastrin. Lineage: Eukaryota; Viridiplantae; Streptophyta; Magnoliopsida; Rosales; Cannabaceae. The record is from RefSeq and is a predicted model, not a curated record. Gene Ontology annotation, biological process: protein processing. Gene Ontology annotation, cellular component: membrane. Bases 146 to 2170 code for a protein of 674 amino acids. The transcript has 16 exons.
UCAUACAAGUUUACAAUAGAGCUUUUAUGAAGCACUACUGAGUAGUGAGUCAAAAGGCGCAGCGGGGUCUUUACUCUCUAAUUACGUCUGUCCCUAUUUAAAUUUCUCGCGCGAGCAUGGUAUAGCUGCAAUUCUAGGGUUUUGUAUGGACAAGAGAAGUAGUAGUACCAUUAUGGCCUCCAGCUUCCUCCUUUUCCUUUUCUUAUUCAAUUUCCAGCUCUCUCUUGCCGCAGAGACAAACUUGAUGCAGUCCGUUCCGGAUUUACAAAAUUCAAUGUACAAGGUUGUUGAUGGAGAUGCUUGUGUUCGGCUGCUUAAUCUUUCAGGGGAGAUUGGUUGUUCAAAUCCUGGGCGAGAGAAAGUUGUUGCUCCAAUUAUCAGAUUCAGAGAUGCCAAUUCAUUGUCUCGUUCAUCAGCAGUUUUGUUGUCUCUUAAUGAAAUUCAGGAUUUCUUUAUCAGAGUCUCCACUGAUUCAACUUUUGCUAGAAACGUGGGUGGUGUUUUAGUUGAAUCAAAAGCCGACUUCCAAAAUAUGUCAAAAGGAUUCUCUCCAGCUCAUACAUUCCCUCAAGCUGAAUUUUCUCCUUACAAAAACACCAACUACAAGUGGAACCCUAUUGGAUCUGGUAUAAUGUGGAAUCAAUACGAUUUUCCUGUAUUCUUACUCUCUGAGAGUAGUACGAAGACCAUCCAAGAGGUUUCUGAAGAAAUUUUGAAGAGACAGAGAUCUUAUACCACUGUUGUGGCUGAGUUUGAUCUAGUGAUGCAGACAGUGAAAGCUGGAACCCAUGAUUCAGAAUCUUGUUUAAAAGAGGAGACUUGCUUUCCUUUAGGGGGAUACAGUGUUUGGUCAUCACUUCCUCCGCUUAAUAUCUCCUCCUCAGAUCAAGGCAAGCCUAUUAUAUUGGCUGUGGCAUCAAUGGAUUCAGCUUCAUUUUUCCGUGACAAAAGCCUUGGUGCUGACUCCCCAAUAUCAGGGCUGAUUGCACUAUUGGCAGCGGUUGAUGCAUUAUCACAUUUGGAGGCUAUCGAUGGCUUUGAUAAACAGCUUGUCUUUCUUGUUUUCACUGGAGAAGCUUGGGGUUACCUUGGCAGCCGAAGAUUUUUGCACGAACUUGAUCUACAGUCUGAUGCUGUUAAAGGCCUCAAUACCUCAUUGUUUGAAAUGAUUAUCGAAGUUGGAAGUGUUGGAAAAGGCUUCAAUGAAGGAGUCACUAGCUUUCAUGUUCACACUACUGGGGUUUCUUCAGCUACAAACAAGACAUUGGAUGCAUUAAAUCAUGCCCAAGAUUCACUCAAGUCUAGAAACAUAAGUAUCUCAUCGGCAGCUGCUUCAAACCCCGGCAUACCUCCAUCUUCCUUGAUGUCUUUUCUGAAUAAGAAUCCUAUUACCUCUGGAGUUGUUUUGGAAGAUUUUGAUACCAUCUUCUCCAACAAGUUCUAUCAUAGUCACCUUGAUGAUUCAUCUAAUUUAAACUCUUCAUCUAUUGUGGCGGCGGCUUCUCUUUUAGCACGCACCCUUUAUGUCCUUACAAGUGACACUAAAGAUGACAGCAAAUCAGCUCUAGCUUCUGUCAAUGUGAAUGUUUCACUGGUUGAACAACUUAUGGGUUGCCUAUUAGAAUGUGAGCCUGGUCUCUCAUGUGAGCUAGUGAAAAACUUUAUUGCUCCAUCCAGUACGUGCCCAAGCCAUUAUGUUGGUGUUAUUUCUGAGGAACCUUCUUCUACACCGUCUCCGGAAUACAUCGGUGAUGUUUCCAGAUUUGUGUGGAAUUUUCUGGCUGACAAAACUUCUCCUCCAAAAGGGAAGACUCCUGUUUGCUCAGAAGAUUGCAGCAAGAAAGGGGGAGUAUGCACUAGAGCAGAAGUAGAUGGAAAGGGAAUUUGUGUUUUCUCCACAACAAGGUAUGUACCAGCAUAUUCUACACGGUUGAGUUUCGAAUCAGGAACUUGGAAUGUCCUGCCUCCAAAUUCUUCUGACCCAAUGGGGAUGCACGAUCCUGUUUGGACUGAAAGCAACUGGAAUGCAAUAGGGCUCCGAGUAUACACAGUGCAGAGUGCUGCUUAUGACCGUCUUGUUCUAUUGGGUGGUAUUGCCAUUACAGGUGGGGCGUACCUUGCAAUAAUACUUACUAGAGCUUUUGUUGCAAAGAUUUUAAAACAAGAUUGAAAAUGGGAUUGGGAAAACUUUUCUCAACAACUCCUCCAAAAUAGAAUUUUGGUAUAUUACUAAUUGUGCAUGAUACAAUUUGUAAGAAUGCUUAAGGUAUAGCAACCAUCAGAAUGAAAAAUCGAAAAAAGAAUACUUAAUCAUAAUAGAAAAUAAUACUUAUCAAAUUUUAUCCAA